AUGAGAAAGGCCUCGCUACAACGGUGUCAUUCCUGACGAGCAGCCCGGUGCACGCCUCCAUCUCGUCACUGACUCCCCCCCGGGCUGCCGUGGGCCGGCCCGGCCUCCCCCGAGAGCAGCAAUGGUUCGUCGGGCAGGGCGGGACAGCGCUGAGUGCGCGGUUCCCUUCCGGGUUGCGGUGCGGGCGGGCGCUCUGUGGUUGCCCCUCCCCGCCGAAGCUCCGGCCCGUCGCGGGCGGGCGCAAUGCGCAGGCUCGGCCCUUGCCUCAAGAUGGCGGCGGUGGCGGAUAAACAGAAGCACGAGCACGGGCGGGUGAAAAUCGGGCAUUACAUCCUGGGGGACACGCUGGGCGUCGGCACCUUCGGGAAAGUCAAGGUUGGAAAACAUGAGCUAACUGGCCAUAAAGUUGCCGUGAAGAUCCUGAAUCGMCAGAAGAUUCGCAGCCUUGAUGUUGUAGGAAAAAUCCGCAGGGAGAUUCAGAACCUCAAACUCUUCAGGCAUCCUCAUAUAAUUAAGCUGUACCAGGUCAUCAGUACACCCACUGACAUUUUCAUGGUGAUGGAAUAUGUUUCAGGAGGAGAACUGUUUGAUUAUAUCUGUAAAAAUGGAAGGCUUGAUGAGAAGGAAAGUAGACGUCUGUUCCAGCAAAUCCUUUCUGGUGUGGAUUACUGUCACAGGCACAUGGUAGUACAUAGAGAUCUGAAGCCUGAAAAUGUGCUGCUUGAUGCACACAUGAAUGCCAAGAUAGCUGACUUUGGUCUAUCAAAUAUGAUGUCAGAUGGAGAAUUUUUAAGAACAAGCUGUGGUUCCCCUAACUAUGCUGCACCAGAAGUAAUUUCAGGAAGGUUAUAUGCAGGUCCAGAAGUAGAUAUUUGGAGCAGUGGAGUUAUUCUCUAYGCUUUGUUAUGUGGAACGCUUCCAUUUGAUGAUGAUCAUGUGCCAACCCUUUUUAAGAAGAUAUGUGAUGGUAUCUUUUAUACCCCUCAGUACCUGAAUCCGUCAGUAAUUAGUCUUUUGAAGCACAUGCUGCAAGUGGAUCCAAUGAAGAGAGCAACAAUCAGAGACAUCAGGGAACAUGAAUGGUUUAAGCAGGACCUUCCAAAAUACUUGUUUCCUGAAGACCCAUCAUAUAGUUCUACCAUGAUUGAUGAUGAAGCCUUAAAAGAAGUGUGUGAGAAGUUCGAAUGCACUGAAGAGGAAGUGCUAAGCUGUCUGUACAGCAGAAAUCAUCAGGACCCAUUAGCUGUUGCUUAUCACCUCAUUAUAGAUAAUAGAAGAAUAAUGAAUGAGGCCAAAGACUUCUACUUGGCUACAAGUCCACCGGAUUCUUUCCUGGAUGAUCACCACCUGUCUCGCCCUCACCCUGAACGAGUGCCAUUCUUAGUAGCUGAAGCACCUCGUCCUCGCCAUACUCUGGAUGAGCUGAAUCCACAGAAGUCCAAACACCAAGGUGUGAGACGGGCUAAAUGGCACCUGGGAAUACGGAGUCAGAGCCGACCAAAUGAUAUCAUGGCUGAAGUUUGUCGAGCAAUUAAACAAUUGGAUUAUGAAUGGAAGGUUGUAAAUCCAUAUUAUCUGCGUGUUCGGAGGAAGAAUCCAGUAACAAGUGCAUAUUCCAAAAUGAGUCUACAGUUGUAUCAGGUGGACAGCAGAACAUACUUACUGGACUUCCGUAGUAUUGAUGAUGAGAUCACUGAAGCGAAGUCUGGGACUGCAACUCCACAGAGAUCAGGUUCUGUGAGCAACUACAGAUCUUGUCAAAAAGAUUCUGAUGCUGAUGCUCAAGGAAAAUCUGCAGAUACAUCCCUUACCUCAUCAGUGAACUCUUCGCUUGAUUCUUCUACAGCUGAUGUAACUCCAAGACCAGGGAGUCAUACAAUAGAGUUUUUUGAGAUGUGUGCAAAUCUUAUUAAAAUACUUGCACAAUAAUUUUGAAGAUGGGCUUAUUUCUUUUACAGCAAUAAGCAUGCCUAAAUCAUAGUCAGAUGCUUCCAAUUAUAAUCAAGUUAAAUUAACUUUAAGGCGCUGAAAAAGCUAGCCACAAAAUGCAACUUGCAUGGGGAUUAAAAUUACUAUGGACAGUUAACAUAUAUUACUUUGAAGCUGGAGUGAAUUCUCGUUGCCUGCUGUCCAAUAGYAUAACACAGCUAUAGGAAAUAAUAUGGCCUUUGGGUAGUGUUUGUAACAUUUUACCUUGAGUGCAAAAUAGGCUGCCUAUAACAUUUAAGCUAGAUGGACCUCCUUGUUCUUUUCUUUGUUUAUACAUAUAUCUGAUGCACUGUGAGUAAACCUACACGUACUAGUUUAGUGAUCUCAGUAUGACUUGUUGGUCAUCCUCUACACCUGUGACUCAGAACUAUCKCUCAGCAGUAAUGUGUUAAAACUGCUUUAUUUCUUUCCCUUAUUUGACAGUAAAUAAUAAAGAAUACUUUGCAUUGCGAUGUACUACUUUUAACAAAAAAUGGUAUUAAAUGCCUGCAAAUCCAGCCAGUUGGUAAUGCAUGUAUGUGCUCUGUAAUACACUGAAAGURAAAAUUCUAGGGGCAGUGAGUAAAAUGAUUGAGUCUGUAACAAUGUUGAGAGACUUAAUGCUGAGAAAACUUGGUGUCCCAUGGGUUAAACCAUGUUGCUUGUGGAGAAAAUGUGAGGWAGCUCCUCAUCUGUGCAGUAGAAGCCCGUCAUGCUUCUACUGUGGUAGAAGCACAGCAGCUCCCCACUGCUACUGUAGGCUGAGAAUCCUUGUCCUUAGAAACAUGUCCCUGUAGUUAAGAGCGAAGCCUGAGGGCUGUUUCUUACUGUUCCAGAAUCUGAAAUUGACCGUUUUUAACAUAAUAUAUUAAUACUUUGAUACAGCUAGUUAUACUAUAUAAUAUUCAAUUGAAGUGAAAACKACAUACAGAGGUUUCUAGUUUUUCCAAGGCCACCUUUAUAGAAGACUUYGCUGUUUACUGUAACUGUGAAUGAAACAGCCUAAUUUUUCAGUUGAUCAUGACAAAUGCUAAUAUUGAAAAAGUUUUCAAUAGUAGAUUGGAAUUACCCGGACUAAAAAUYCUUCCGUACUUAGGGUUUUGGUAGCAUUUCUGGAAAGAAAUUGAACCUUAUAUGUUAAAAUCACAGGUACUACUUGUAUGAAAACCUUAGGUCCCUUGUAAAUGGACAUAAUUAACCAUGGUUUCAUUUUCAUGUAGCACUUAGUAAACAUAAACAGUCAUAAAAUGCUUCGUUUUGCAUUCAUGACUGAAUAUUUGCUUCAAAAUAAUCUUGAUGACCUACAUAGUUUCAAAGGUUGCUCCUCCAGGAAGAGGCUGGAAAUCCAGGCAUUGCUAUGAACAGUGAAACCUGGACUGUUCACGUGGAUGGAAAUUCUUGCCAAUGGCUGAGAUUUUAUCCAUGUGAAACUGCUAGCUAAGAUAGAAGAAGAGUUUAAAUCCUGGCCAGCUGGCCUCAGUCCAGAAAUUCACAUUCACAGAUAUCUGAARAAACAUAAAGCUGCUUUUAAGCCCCAAAAAUGCUGUAASUGUGUUCUGAACURGGUGAUUGUGAGGUCUGUCUAGURGGCAGUACAAAUUACGACUUCAUUUCUUUAUCCUUAAGUGUCACAGAUAGUCCCUGUAGGGACAUUGGCUGUAUCACUGUACCUUAAAGUGGAAGAUUUUCCAAAGUGAAAGUUAUUGGAAAUUUAAACCCAAAACUCUUAAGAUGCCAACAUGAGGGACCAGCUGCAAAUCCUACAACAAAGUCCUGUCUUUAGUCUUGUAAGAAUUGGAACUGAUGUACUGAAUAAAUCAAUGUGUUUAUUUUUGUUACCCUUUAUUUUGAAAUUAUGAAGUAUUGCACUUGUAUAAACACUACAAACGCACAGGUUUUUAAAAUGUAGUAAUUCCUCWUCUGGAAUUGAUUUGGGAUCACUUGCAUAUAUGAAACUAUUUAUAAAUGCUAUCUGCUCCUUGUAAUGCUGAYAAUGCGUGCAAAGUGUAAAGAUGCAAAAUAGUUUUUAAUUUUUAUAUACCUUUUCAGCCCUUUUGUGCAUUAAGACAACCCUGGUUUGUCCUUAGUUUUGGUAUCAGGAGGUUAAAGCAAGUUUCUGGCAGAAGUGUACAAUAUGUGUAGUUUUAAAUAAAAGUACAUUUUUAUUGUUAUGGUA
Messenger RNA from Malurus melanocephalus (red-backed fairy wren), 4144 nucleotides. RefSeq names its product protein kinase AMP-activated catalytic subunit alpha 1 (gene PRKAA1). NCBI's taxonomy places the organism in Eukaryota, Metazoa, Chordata, Aves, Passeriformes, Maluridae. Gene Ontology annotation, biological process: intracellular signal transduction; protein phosphorylation. The record is from RefSeq and is a predicted model, not a curated record. Gene Ontology annotation, cellular component: cytoplasm. Gene Ontology annotation, molecular function: ATP binding; AMP-activated protein kinase activity.